Molecule: messenger RNA, 3089 nt
Organism: Scophthalmus maximus (turbot)
Lineage: Eukaryota; Metazoa; Chordata; Actinopteri; Pleuronectiformes; Scophthalmidae
Product: E3 ubiquitin-protein ligase TRIM33
Exons: 3
Coding region: 156-1106 (316 amino acids)
Biological process (GO): protein ubiquitination
Molecular function (GO): ubiquitin protein ligase activity
Source: RefSeq, a predicted model, not a curated record
CACCUGCCGACCGGAAGCCGCCGCACAGACCAGCAGGUGAUUUGACUAAACCGUUUCCUCGUUCUUUUGAUUUUUUCAUUCGGCUCCUCAGACACCGGAGUGACCGAGAGAGACGUGGUGACUCUAAAAGAACCUCGGGCUCCACCGACCGGACGAUGCAGCGGAGCGGCCCCGUCAAUGCUGCCGCCAUGAAUCCCGGAGGAGAGACGCACCUGAACUCUCGACCUGGCGACGUCACCGCUUCACAUCCACAGUCGACGCCCGGCGAUGGCGACGCUUCCCAUAAUGCAUCUCCCCCCCUUGAGGCCUCGUCAGAGCAAGAUGGAGGUCACAACCUGGACCGAGGCGUCUCGCCGCUCCCGGAGUCGGACCCGGUCUUCAUCCUCAGAUCGGUGCUCGGCGCCCGACUGGAGACUCCGCCUUCGGUUUUCAUUCCCGUGCCGAACCCUUACCCCGGCGCCGCCCCCGCCUCCCUCCAGGUCUCCAUCAUCAUCCCGUCCCCAGACCUGUUCCCUUCUUCUCUGUCACCACCGCCGCAGUGCCCCGAGGACGCCAGCCCCGACCUGGAGUGCGCCGUGUGCUUCAGCGAGUUCAACAACGUCUUCCGCUGUCCCAAGAUGCUUCACUGCAGACACACCUUCUGCCUGGAGUGCCUGGCGCGCAUUAACGUCAAGUCGGCUGAGCCCGGCGCCAUCCAGUGCCCGCUGUGCCGCGGCCUCACGCCCCUGCCCGCCCUCGGCCUGCCCAGGCUGCCCACGGACCCGGACGUCCUGUCGUACCUGCCGGCCGCCAUGCAGAGGGUCUACAGCAUCCGCUACCUCCGCAACAAGGGGAAGCUGGAGGUCAAAAGGUCGUCUGAGGGUCACGGGCGGUGGGGUCAGAGGGCACAGAGGUCGAGAGACCGCUCUCUGGACGUGGGGAUUCCCAGCCCGCCGGUCGGGGGCCGCGGCCAGGUGGGCGGCGUGGGCGGCGUGGGCGGCGCUCUGUUCCGGCUGACGGGCCGGCCGGCGUGCAGAGCCUUCCUCCUGACGUCCGUGGUGAUGAUGGUUGCGCUGCUCACCGGCAUCGUCAUCUUCCUGCUCACCUACAAAAAGGAGUCGGCCUGACAUCACGUGAGUGACAUCACUUCCUGUUUUUAUUUUUCAAAUUCCACUCGGACGUGAUCAGCUGACACGCCGGAGGAGCGGCGUCGCGGUGAACUUGACCUUUAACCUGCCUCGUCACAUUUAACUGAACGGUUUCAAACAAACAGAAGAUGAAUCUCAGCAGGUGGCGCCAUCGUCUUCUUCCUGUUUCAUCUUCCUGCAGCUUCAGGCACUUACAGAAAAAAAAGAAAAGGCAGUUUCAUGUUGGAUCCUGUUGUGAAUUUAUUCCCUGAACCUUCUCGUUCAGACUCAGACUCUGAUACAAACUGCUGCCGACUGUAACGGACCCGUUCACCCACCUGACGUCUUCCCUCCUCAGCUCCAGUGAACCAGGUUCGAUUCCUGAGUCCAAACACGAGAUGAAUCAUGAGUUUCACAAAUCUGAAAGAUUCCUGAAAACCUGGACGAAUAAAACCAGAACUUUCUCUCGUCGGCAGCUGAAAAUGACCAGAACUUUUCCUGAAGCACUUUACAAAGCAGAUGUUCCCUCACUGUAUUGAUAAAAAAUAUAUAUUUUAAAAAGAUUAUUAAGAUUAAAUCACAAAUAUUAAUGUGACUGUUUAAGUUACUGUCCAGUUUUUUUAUGUCUAAGGCUUCGACCUGUUUUUACUGUGCAAUGUAAAAUAAAUGAUUUUAUAUUUUUAUACUGUUUUAGCAAAAGUUGCACUUUCACAUGUUUGUAUGUUUAUGUUAAACUUGAAUAAAUUCCUUUUCGAAUUAUAAACUUUUGUCUUUUUUUAUUGAGUUUAAAUUAUCUAGAACUUUAAUGGAUAAAGUUAGUUUCCUUAAAUGUAAAGUUUUUUUAGUUCAGUCGUUUUAAAUCAGUUUGUAAAAACACGACUGUAAAUGGAAACUAAACCACUUUUUAAUUUAUUUUUUGUUGGAAAAGAAAUAAAACAUUUAAGUAUUUUUUUUGCACCCGGACGCUGACGUGUUUUAUUUUUUAUUUUUACGGAAAUUACAUUAAAUAUUUUUUUCCAAGAGAAAAAAUUCUGACCGUCGGAUGUUGAAGAGGCGAGUUUUUGAUCUAUAAACAGAUAUUUAAGCAGAUCUGAUUAUUACUGUGAGACCUCGCCGUCUGAUUUGGUUUUCCAUUUUUCAAAAACCAAAAAUUUGCCUGAAAAGGUUUGAACCUGUCGAGCAGCUGAUAACCUCUACGUCCUCAGGUCACUCGUCCUGCACAUUUCAUGUUAUACAUAUAUACAUAUAUACACAUAUGUGUAUGUAUAUAUAUAUAUAUAUAUAUAUAUAAUGGCGACGACCUGGUUCGCGUGUUCAGGGACCAUCAGAAUAUUGAAGAAAUGAAAACCACGAGUGGCUGAUCGAGACGUGAGUGAGGGGGUCAAAGGUCAGAGUGAUCAUCGCCGUGGUUACGGUGUUGUCUGCUGCUGUGAUUCGUCCAUCGUGUCCUCUGUGACACGGCGUGUGUCAGAACGUGGGCGUGUUCACAGGUUCGUGUGUGUGUGUUUCUGUGUUCGGACACACCUUCACAACACACACGCCCGUUUCCAGGGAGACCAACCACGACCGAGAUCUGCCCCCGGGUCCCAGAGAGACACCGGGGGUAAAGAUCUGCCCCCAGGUCUCAAUUAUAUCAAACAGUUAAAUUGAACCUGACGUUGUGAUGACACAACGUGUCCAAGUUGCAGUAGAAGAGGAGAAAUGUACGUAAAGUUCAGACUGAACGAGAGUUAAUCAUCUUCAUGUGAUGGAAUCGUUCUCUGAAGCCGAACGGGAGAAGAACCAGUGGAGUCGCCCCCUGCUGGUCAGCACACAGAAUACAGGCCUCACACACUUUCUGGACCCGGUGAGUUUUAUAAACAGUUAAUUGAUUCGAGUCACAAAGUGAUCACAUGACCUCAGACUGCUGCUCAGACAAAAAUAUUAAUCAUCUGAGGACGUCCCUUUGGGCAUUUUUUCAUUUCAUUAAAUAGAUUUGGUAUU